GCGACAAACCGAAUCCGCGCAGCGAGUAGAUCCGGAGCGCCGCCGUGGCACGCCUUGAGAGCAGCGAGUUUUGUGUGAUUCGGGAGUUGAACAAGCUCCUGGCUGUCGCUCUUCUUAUUUGUUGAAACUGCAGUUUGUCUAGAAACAGUGGGCUGCGUUGCCUGUUAUCAUGAUCAAGCAAGCAUCGGGGUCCUCGCCGGCGGUGGCACUGUCCACUGUUCGUGGCUUUCAGGUGACGCCAGUGGCAUCUGGCGAUGAAGAUUCCGACAAUGGUGUUUGUGACACACCACGCCUGUCGGCCCCUCGUGGUCGUCCUCGCAUCAACGACGUUGUGAGCGCCAACUGCAGCCCGGUCCUGCGCAGCACUGCUUCGCCAAGCAUGUCGGGGAUCGCCAAACUGCGGCUGCAGAUGGAGCCUCUGAGCCUUGAUCCGGCAUCGCGCUCCUCAUCCAUGUCUCGAAAUGGUACCCGCCUGAAUUCUCAGACCAGUCUCGAGGACAUGAGCCGCUCCCAAAGCCGGGAUGGGAGUCGCAGCGAAAGUGGCAGCGACCUUUCUGAUGGCGGGUCGAUGAGUUACGAGGUCAACUUGGAGAACGACUUUGUCAGUGAAAGCGUGCGCGGGAGAUCGUUUAUGGAACCUCUGGAGGGCGGACUGAACCCGAGACGUAAGAUGACGUCGGAUGAUUUCGAGCCGCUGCGAUGCCUUGGCAAAGGAACUUAUGGCACGGUUGUGCUGGUGAAGCAACGCACCACCGGAAAGCUCUACGCUCAGAAGCAGUUCAAGAAGGCAUCUCUGGUCGUCCACAAGAAGCUGGUGGAACAAACCAAGACCGAGCGGCAGAUUCUGGAAUCGGUGAAUCGACAUCCCUUUGUGGUCAAGCUCUUUUAUGCCUUCCAGGACCAAGAGAAGCUCUAUCUGAUUCUGGAGUACGGACAAGGCGGAGAGUUGUUCACCCAUCUCAAUACGGAAAAGAUGUUUUCCGAAUCGGUGGCCGCCUUCUACAUGGCUGAAAUGCUUCUGGCAAUUUCCCACCUUCACGAUACCCUGGGCGUGGUGUACCGUGACCUCAAGCCUGAGAAUUGUCUUCUCGACGCAGAGGGCCAUCUCCUGUUGACGGACUUUGGCCUCUCGAAGGUGGCAGUCGACCAAUCGGAGGACAGCUGCAACUCCAUCUUGGGCACAGUCGAGUACAUGGCACCCGAGGUUAUUCAGGGAAAGAAGUACGGCAAGGCCGUGGACUGGUGGUCGUUUGGGGCUCUCGCAUACGACCUGAUGACGGGAAACCCUCCUUUCAGGGGAGGAAACCAUGCCAAGAUCCAGGACAAUAUUGUCAAGCAGAAGCUCGUGCUACCUUACUACCUCAGCCUGGACGCAAAAGAUCUUCUCACCCGGCUCCUGAGGAAGGACCCCAACAAACGACUGGGCGCUGUGAUGCCCAAGGAUAUGCAAACGAUGAAGAAGCAUCGGUUUUUCCGCAAGAUUGACUGGAAGAAGCUGGCCGCACGGGAGAUGGAACCGCCCAUCCAGCCCAUGAUUACUGAUCCUGAAUUGGCGGAGAAUUUUGCACCAGAAUUCACGGAGCUUUCCUUGAGUCCCACGGUAUCGUCGAGGGACGUUUGGCCCGCCAGCCUCCCUAAGGACGACCCAUUUGGCGGCUUCAGCUUCGUGGCAUCAUCAAGCCUGCUCGAGAGCGGGGGUUACUUGACAGGUCGUUGAAAUAGACUAGGCAGUGCCGGAGAAGCAUAAGCAUGGAUAUUGAACCGGCGUUAAUUGGAGGAGGGGCUUUUCACCUGAGACUGGAAUAGACCGCAUUGUCUAGAUACAUUAUCCAGGGAGAGGGACGAAAGUUACCGA
Messenger RNA from Trichoderma reesei QM6a, 1855 nucleotides. RefSeq lists its product as uncharacterized. Gene Ontology annotation, molecular function: protein serine/threonine kinase activity; ATP binding. The transcript has a single exon. The record is from RefSeq and is a predicted model, not a curated record. Bases 170 to 1717 code for a protein of 515 amino acids. Gene Ontology annotation, biological process: protein phosphorylation. NCBI's taxonomy places the organism in Eukaryota, Fungi, Ascomycota, Sordariomycetes, Hypocreales, Hypocreaceae.